Messenger RNA from Asterias rubens (European starfish), 3155 nucleotides. Its product is annotated as protein disulfide-isomerase A3-like. The coding region runs from base 171 to 1628 and encodes 485 amino acids. Lineage: Eukaryota; Metazoa; Echinodermata; Asteroidea; Forcipulatida; Asteriidae. Gene Ontology annotation, biological process: response to endoplasmic reticulum stress; protein folding. Gene Ontology annotation, cellular component: endoplasmic reticulum. The transcript has 12 exons. Gene Ontology annotation, molecular function: protein disulfide isomerase activity. The record is from RefSeq and is a predicted model, not a curated record.
CUAUGUACACACGCGUACAUCCAUGUACACGCGAUCGUGUAUGCGCGAAAUGAAUGCAAUUUUCACUGGGUUUUAAAUACUGCUGUGUGAAUUGAUAACACACAACGCUCGACCAACCGGUGUUGCUUAAGUGUGAGGUGGUGACGACGUGUGAGAAACAUCAGUCAAAAAUGGAGAAAUUUGCUGUGAUUUUCGUGUUGUUUGGCUUGGCGCUUGGUUCAGAUGUUCUGGAUCUCUCAGAUGGAGGAUUUGAAGCAGAAGCUAAGGGACGUGACAUUAUGCUUGUGGAGUUCUUUGCUCCUUGGUGUGGCCAUUGCAAGAAACUAGCCCCCGGGUACGAGCACGCAGCAACAGCAUUAGCUCAGAAUGAUCCACCAGUCCCAUUGGCAAAGGUGGAUUGCACCGACGAAAGCGGUGGUAAGGAUACAUGCGGAAAAUAUGGUGUGUCUGGCUACCCCACCCUCAAAAUAUUCAGAAAUGGAGCCGUUUCUGCUGAUUACAGUGGUCCAAGAGACUCGGCUGGCAUCAUCAGUCACAUGAAAAAAAUGGCCGGGCCAUUUGUAAAGGAGAUUAGCAGUGUAGCAGACAUGGAAAAAGUCUUGAGCAAAACCGAAACUACUGUUAUAGCAGGAUUCUUUUCUAAGGAUAACAAUGAAAAGGCAGCGUUUGUUCAAGCGGCUGGUAAACUUCACGAGAACUACAAAUUUUUUUAUACUCUAUCGGAAGCUGUCAGCAAGAAUUAUGGUUUCUCUGAUGCCGUAGCCCUUUUCCGACCAAGGUUUCUGAAAAACAAAUUUGAAGAGGGCAUUCUGCAAAUGACGGAAGCCGUUACCAAGUCCAACAUUGAGAAAUUCGCCGAAAUCAACGGAUUGGGUAUGUGUGGAGUUAUGAAAGCUGACAACAAGGAUCUGUUCAAAAAGCCUGUCGUCGUAGCUUACUUCCAAGUUGACUAUGAGAAGAACCCCAAAGGAACCAACUAUUUCCGCAAUAGAGUAAUGAAGAUCGCCAAGAAAUACAACGAACUGACGUUUGCGAUUGCUUCCAAAUCAGAGUUUGCCCGUGAGAUGGAUGGGUUGGGCUUCGCGUUUGAAUCCGAUGCUGUUAAUGUGGCUGCCUGGGGACCGGACGGAGACAAGUUCAAGAUGGAAGAAGAAUUCACUACCGAUGGCAAGGCUUUAGAUGCAUUCGUGGCCAAGUUUGUGGCAGGCGAGAUCCCAAACCACUUGAAGAGCGAGCCGAUACCGGAACCCAAUGAUGGCCCGGUGAAGGUGGUCGUCGGCAACAACUUCAAAGACAUCGUCAUGGAUGAAACAAAAGACGUCUUGAUUGAGUUCUACGCACCGUGGUGUGGUCACUGUAAAAACUUGGAGCCAAAAUACAAUGAGCUUGGAGAGAAGUUGAAGGAUGUUGAACAUGUAACAAUUGCUAAGAUUGACUCGACCGCCAACGACUCACCUGGGCAGUAUGCCGUUUCAGGGUUCCCCACAAUAUACUGGGCACCCGCCAAUGACAAAAACAACCCUCGCAAGUAUCAAGGAGGCCGCGAGGUCGACGACUUUAUAAAAUUCAUCAAGAAAGAGUCCACAAAGCCCGUCAAGUUAGGCGGCAAGAAACCAGAUGAGUUAUAAGAUUAAAGCUGGGGGCCAUUUAGGAAGAAAAUGUAUUUUAUUUUUGGUUCAUUGGUGAAACCCUGGAUUUUUAAAUGUCAUACAACGAAACCACCCUUAUAGAGAGCUGGGGUUCGCUAUAUUGUUUUUUUGUUCAUUUGGGAACGAACCUCGACGGUAGUCAACAUUUUUUUCUUUUUAAUUUCAUGCAUGGCAAAGUAGACUUCUCCAGCUGAAACAUUGUGGUGCUUUUGUCAAGGACUGGUUUAUCUUGUCGGUUAAAACUUGAAGUUGCUAUGCCAUGUCCCAAACCAUUUGACAUAGCAACUGUCUCUACUAGAGUGCGUUCGAUUAGCUUCCCUGUGUCUAUCCGGCAGUGCUCACUCGGGUGAGCUCCUGCAAGAGCUAAUCGAACGAUCACACUCGCCCUGUUGUAAUGACGUCAUGCCUCAAGUGACCAAUUCCACAAGCAGGGCACUGGGAGCUUACCCGCGUGAGCCCCUAGAAUAACGUCAAAGCUGUUCGAACGUUCCGGGGGCAGACCGGGGUCAACCCAGGGAAGCUAAACGAACGCACCCAUAGUCUGAGGAAUUAAAAUGUGAGCUGUUACUUGUGACUAAGCAAUUCAUUGUACCAGACUUUAUUCAUUUCUAAAUCGAUAAUAGCAUAUUGGGUUUAGUGAUGACAAUGGUAGAAAAGUCUACUUUUAAUCAGAGAUUUUAUACAUUAUUUAAGUCUUGAAUAGUUUCGUGGGUGUAGCUGACAACUCGUCUGUUUUUGAACAAUGUUUUCAAGCAAUGUUUUUGUUUUCGUUUUUCUUCUAAUAUUUUGUACUUCAAUAGUUAAGAUGUAGCAUCACCCAAAAAGUUUAUGCCUCGUUAAAAGUUUUGGUGGUAAACUUGUAUCAUUGAAUACUUUUCAUUGGUUAAGAAUGUCUUGUUGUAUUUAACCUUUUGUAUUUACAGGGAACGUGAACAUUCAUGUCUUAUGUGUUCUCGGGUUAUUGACCCAAUUCGGUUUCUGUCACCAUUGCACAAACCGUGGUUGCGCCAUUUUGGGAGUCAGUGUCCCCCUGUGUUAAAGCCUGGUUCAUACUUCAUGACAGAGAAUAUAGUUUUUUUGUCAUAUUGAGUGUAAAACUGGCGGUGGAGUAUUGUAAAAGUUACUCCUCUAUUUUUUCUUAAGUAAGGCCUUAAAAAAACACUGCUGUUUUGAAGCGAAGCUUACUUGGAAAUCCUCGAUUUUGAUAUUUAAAAGCUGUAAUUUGUUUGAAAACACAGUGAAUUAUUAUCACAACACCAGUCUGAAAAGGCCUAACAUGAGUUGUUUUCGUUACAAGAUGAAAAAUGUUGUGUAAAAUAAUGGAGAAAAAACAACACUCACGACAAAACAUGUGCAUACAGAGAAUAAUAUAUAGAGCAAUUCCAUUGCUAGUUUAUAAAGUUAUCCUGUGUGUAAUUUGUAAAUUGUAAACUCAACAUUUUGUAAUGAGAAUGUUUGCCCCCUUAGAAGGGCAUUGAAUAAACUCACUAUUAAUCCCUUUACAAA